GCAGAGUGAAGCAGGGGAAGUAGUUGGGCGAGUAAGAGUGGAGAGAAAAAUGGCUCCCAAAGCUUUGAUAUUUUUGGCGGUGUUAUCCUUUUCAGCACUGUCUCUGAGUCCUUCUUUUGCGGAGGAAGGGGAAGACAGUAAUAAUGGCCUUGUUAUGAACUUCUACAAAGAGACAUGCCCUCAAGCUGAAGACAUCAUCAAAGAACAAGUGAAGCUUCUCUAUAAGCGCCACAAGAACACUGCUUUCUCCUGGCUCAGAAACAUUUUCCAUGACUGCGCUGUUCAAAGCUGUGAUGCUUCACUGUUACUGGACUCUACAAGAAGAACCUUGUCUGAGAAGGAGACUGACAGGAGCUUUGGGUUGAGAAAUUUUAGGUACAUUGAGACCAUCAAAGAAGCUGUGGAAAGGGAAUGCCCUGGAGUUGUUUCCUGUGCUGAUAUUCUUGUUCUCUCUGCCAGAGAUGGCGUUGUUUCGCUAGGAGGUCCCUAUAUCCCUCUUAAAACUGGAAGAAGGGAUGGUAGAAGAAGCAGAGCUGAUGUGGUUGAGCAGUUCCUCCCAGACCACAAUGAGUCCAUUUCUGCUGUUCUUGACAAGUUUGGUGCUAUGGGAAUUAACACUCCUGGCGUGGUUGCGUUGCUUGGAGCACACAGUGUUGGUCGAACCCACUGUGUUAAAUUGGUGCACCGUUUGUACCCAGAGAUUGAUCCAGCACUCAACCCUGAUCAUGUCCCUCACAUGCUGAAAAAGUGUCCUGAUGCUAUUCCUGACCCAAAGGCCGUGCAGUAUGUGAGAAACGACCGUGGCACGCCCAUGAUUCUAGACAACAACUAUUACAGGAAUAUCUUGGACAACAAGGGUCUUUUGAUAGUGGAUCACCAAUUAGCCAAUGACAAGAGGACCAAGCCUUAUGUGAAGAAAAUGGCCAAGAGCCAAGACUAUUUCUUCAAAGAGUUUUCUAGAGCUAUUACCUUGCUCUCUGAAAACAAUCCUCUCACUGGCACCAAGGGUGAGAUCAGAAAGCAGUGCAAUGUUGCCAACAAGCACUAUGAGGAACCUUAAAUAUUGCGUCCUUGAAUUUUCUUCCCCUUGUCUUGGAGGAAGAAAUAUGUAAGAUAUUAUGCAAAAAUAAGGUGUUUUUCGUUUGAUGGGUUGGUUGGUUAGGUCUGUGAGCCGAGACCACUGCUUGCUCAAUGCUUGAGCUUUGUCGGCAGGUUCUGGUGCUCUUCAGGAUGGGAAGACUUGUAGAUGUUUUGAUUUGUAAUUUUCUGAUGUAACUUUGUUGUUUCUUUAUUCAAUAAGGAUAUUAGUACGUUAGCUUAGUGUUGGGAAGAUGGGCAUGUUGAGGGUGUUAUGUCAAUGUAUGCAUGUGAGUGGUGUUGUGGAUGCUGCAUGGAUGGCAGUGACAAGGCUUUCAAUGAUAUCCAUGCUCGUAAAGCUUGUUCUUUCUAUAUACAUCAUGGGCGUUAUACAUUGCUAUCACUAGUAGUCCUAUACAUCAUCACAUAGGC
This is a messenger RNA of Abrus precatorius (Indian licorice), 1509 nucleotides long. Its product is annotated as peroxidase 42. The transcript is spliced from 4 exons. The record is from RefSeq and is a predicted model, not a curated record. Gene Ontology annotation, molecular function: heme binding; peroxidase activity. The coding region runs from base 50 to 1060 and encodes 336 amino acids. Gene Ontology annotation, biological process: hydrogen peroxide catabolic process; response to oxidative stress. Lineage: Eukaryota; Viridiplantae; Streptophyta; Magnoliopsida; Fabales; Fabaceae.